AUGCGUGAUGAAGAUAUGCACACUAACCUAAGAGAUAUGGUUGUUGAUUUAGCCAAUAAAACCGACAAAAUAUAUGUAGAUGAAGAAUUAAAUCGUUAUGAUACAAAAGCAAUGAGUUAUACAGAAGAAGCAAAGGAAUGGGUAGAUGAAAAUUAUGUGAAGAAGUCAGAAGUAAAUGAUGCGGUUAAUGGAAAAGCAGACAAAAACCAUACGCAUGAAGAAUUUCAAACAAUCAGGAUUAAAGAAAUUAAUGCAUACAUUGAAGAAGUAACAAAAACAGGAAGAGACGGUACACCUUUAGUUGAACAAAAUAUUUAUCCUCCUACUUUUCCUAAUGGUUUAAUAACAAACAAUAUAAAUAUUGUAGACGGCGAUGGAUUUAUAAAUGUUAAACAUGAACUUCAAACAAUGAAGACUCAGAUUCUUGAAACCAUAUAUCCUAUAGGCUCUAUUUAUACGUCAAUGAACUCAACAAAUCCGGCAAGUGUUUUAGGUUUUGGUACAUGGCAACAGAUUGUAGAUAAAUUCCUCUAUUGUGCUAACUCUUCAAAGCAAACAGGAGGUUCAAAGAAAAUUUUAGAAGCAAAUCUUCCACCACAUAAGCACACAGGAACUACAAACUUUUCUGGCGAUCAUAGCCACUCAUUAAGAGACCACCCAUUAUACAACUCAGACUAUGAAGCUGGCAAUGACGUUUUAUCUCCAUCUUAUAACAAUUCAGCAAAAAAGACUUUUCGACCAACUGAACCAGGAGGAAAUCAUUCACACACUUUCACAACAAAUCCAACAGGAAGUGGUGCAGAUUAUAUGCCACCAUUUAUGACUGUAUUCGCAUGGUACCGCGUUCAAUGA
Trichomonas vaginalis G3 is the source of this 852-nucleotide messenger RNA. RefSeq names its product phage tail repeat-like family. NCBI's taxonomy places the organism in Eukaryota, Parabasalia, Trichomonadida, Trichomonadidae. The transcript has a single exon. The record is from RefSeq and is a predicted model, not a curated record. The coding region runs from base 1 to 852 and encodes 283 amino acids.